UCCUCCUCCCUCCCCUGUGCUGCUCCGCAUCAGCAGCAACCCCUCUUAAACCCCCCCGCCCUCAGGCUCGCGCGAGCUCGAUCGGAGAAGCGAGAAGCUCGCUCGCCGGCAGGCAGGUCCAUGGGAGAGGCCGUCACCGCCGCGGAGCUGCUCUACGGCAUGCCGCUGCUUCGGUCGGUGACCGGCGGCGACGGGGGCGGCGCGGAGCCUGGCGGCUGCGGCGCGCUGCUCGCGGAGCUCAAGCAACUGUGGGGGGAGAUCGGGAAGAGCCGGGAGGAGCGGGAGCGGAUGGUGCGGGACCUGGAGGCCGAGUGCAUGCGCGUGUACCGCCGCAAGGUCGACGAGGCCACAGGCGAGCGGGCGCUGCUGCACCAGUCGCUCGCCGCGGGGGAGGCCGAGAUCGCCGCGCUCACCGCCGCGCUCGGCGCCGAAAACAGCCCGCAGCUCAAGGUGAACAAAUGGACCAUGUCGUUGACCGAGCGGGUGUCGUCGGCGACGUCCCUGCUGGAAGAACUGAGGACGAUAAGAGCAGAACGGAGCAGACAGUUCGCUGACAUCAAGUGGGAAAUCGAGAAGAUCAGCGCUGAAAUCGCAGGGAGAAGCUACGGCUACGAGGGCUCCCCCAGGGCCAGCGAGGUGGAGGAACAUGACCUGACGAUCAGGAGGCUGAACGAGUACAAGGCACGCCUGACAAAUCUGCAGAAAGAGAAGUCGGAUCGGCUCCACAGGGUCCUGGAGCAAGUCACGGAGGUGCACUCCCUGUGCGACGUGCUCGGCGAGGACUUCAUCGCCAUCGUGAACGAGGUCCACCCGGGGCUGCACGAGACGGCCGACCCCGGCAAGCCCACCAGCAUCAGCGACAGCACGCUGGGCAGCCUCGCCCAGGUCGUGGCGAUGCUCGCGUCCGAGAAGGCCAAGCGGGCAGCCAUGCUGCGAGAGGCCGUGGUGCCGCUGGUGGAGCUGUGGGAGCUGAUGGACUCGCCGGAGGAGGAGCGGCGGGGCUUCAGGAAGGUGACGGCCGUUCUGAACCCUGACAAGGACGAGGCCCUGUCCUCCGGUGUCCUGUCAGUAGCAACCAUAAACAAGACGGAGGAGGAGGUGGAGAGGCUGACGAGGCUCAAGGCCGGCCGGAUGAAGGAGCUGGUGCUCAAGAGGCGGCUGGAGCUGGAGAACAUCUGCCGCAGCAUGCACGUGGAGCCCGAUGCGAGCACCGUGCCGGAGAAGUCCAUUGCGCUGAUCGAUUCCGGCCUCGUGAAUCCUUCAGAGCUCAUGGCCAGCAUCGACGAUCAGAUCGCGAAGGCCAGGGAAGAGCUCCAGUCCAGGAAAGACAUCAUGGACAGGAUAAACAAGUGGCUGUUGGCUUGCGAGGAGGAGCAAUGGCUCGAGGAGUACAACAUGGAUGAGAACAGGUUCAGUACUGGCAGAAUCGCGCGGCUCAACUUGAAACGCGCCGAGAAAGCAAGGCUUAUCAUCACCAAGAUCCCAGCCAUCGUUGACAACCUGAUGAGCCGAACACUCGCGUGGGAGAGCGAGAGGAAGAAGCCGUUCCUGUACGACGGGGCUCGCCUGGUGGCCGUCCUGGAGGAGCACAAGCAAGCCAGGCUGAGGCAGGAGGAGGAGAGGCGGCGGCUCAGGGAGCAGAAGAAGCUUCGCACCCUGCUGAGCGAGAAGGAGGCGAUGCCGCACCUGAAGCGGCCCGGCAGCAGCUUCGGCCGGGGCUGCGCCGAGCCCUGCGCCGUCAACCGGAAGCGGGUGGACGCGGCCAGGCCCGCGCCGUCCGUGCGCAGCGGCGCGUCCUCCAGCGGCAGCGGCAGCAGCGGCGGUGGCGCAGCCGAGCUCCUGAGGCCCCGGUCCUCGGCGGCAGGGGCGGGAGCUGGGCACUGCGGCGAGUUCCUCAAGGGUGCGAGGCGGCUCUCCGGGCCGCCGUUCAGCUACGCAGCCGUGCCCAAGGGCGGCGGCGGCAUGUCCUCGUCGCUGGCGCUGUCUUGAACUGAUCGCAGGUCGAAAACGAGUGCUGCUAUAGUAGCAACACGGUCGUGUACAUACUAGUACUACCUGUAGCAGUGCUGCAUACAGAGAUGAUUCUUUUUGGAAGGGCUAUCAACCUGUCAAUAGCCGUGCUGGAAAAAUCGUUUGCUAUUCA
Panicum hallii is the source of this 2143-nucleotide messenger RNA. Its product is annotated as 65-kDa microtubule-associated protein 6-like. NCBI's taxonomy places the organism in Eukaryota, Viridiplantae, Streptophyta, Magnoliopsida, Poales, Poaceae. Bases 121 to 1989 code for a protein of 622 amino acids. The transcript has 10 exons. The record is from RefSeq and is a predicted model, not a curated record. Gene Ontology annotation, biological process: microtubule cytoskeleton organization. Gene Ontology annotation, molecular function: microtubule binding. Gene Ontology annotation, cellular component: spindle; cytoplasm.